UCUCUUCUUCUUGAGCUACAUCCUACGAGGAAAUACAUUUACUUUUUCAUGAUUUGAAUUCAUUACAUUAUAUACUUUUAUAUCUUCUCUGAUUCUUUUAAUGGAGCUGAGCAGGAAAGAAGUUCCACUUUAUGGACAGGCAAGAGUGUUUAUGUUAAUUCCAUCGCAAACAGAAUCAAAGGAAAUGUUUGUGGUUUUAGAAGGUUCAAGUUUAAUUCAUGUACUACAGACUAAAGUACAUUUACUGAACUACUUUAUUACUCCAGGCCAUAACCAGCAGGAGACGGUGUGUGUGAGAGCGUACACACAUGUUAGAGGUGUACUGCAUUACGUUGGCGUCUCGUUUUUGAAGUAUGUUGAGGACGAUGCACAGGAGAUGGCUGAGUACUUUGUAACCCAUUGCGACCAGCUCAGCACCAUUGAAUACAGUGAUCUGAUUGGUCGAUACGGUCUGAGUGACAGCAGCAUGAAAGAAGAAAUGGAUAAAAAUGUUGCACUCGCUCUGGCAAACCUGCAGACCAACCAUAACCUGCUGAACCACACCCAUGAAUCUCUGCUGCAUGUGUGUGUGCGUCUGAGUUUCGUGCGAGUAUGUGAGUUUCUGCUCUCUCAGCCUGGUGCUCUGAUGAUCAUCAAUUCAACCAAUCAAGAAGGAGACACUCCACUUCAGCUGGCUCAGAGGACCAAACAGUACACACUUGUGCACUUGCUCACACAUCCUCCAAACCCACUCAUCACUCCUCUAGCUGGAGUGUCUCACAUCCGAAUUGACUCAGCGCAUCUCUUGCGGUUUUUUCAUGGCUCUGGAGUGAUGUCACUGUCAGUGUGUGUGUCAGAAUGUGUGUCCUCUGCUCAAUUACAGUCAGCGAUCUUACUACUCAGAGAGUGUGUUAAGGAUUCUGCCCUCAUAUACAAAAUUACAUCACUUUGUGGACAUAUACAGUGCAGAUCAGAUCAGGAGUCUUUAUCAUCAUCUUCAGAGGAUCUUCAGUCAGGAGAAUCUCCUCAGACCAUUGUCACACACACAGAUCUUAUCAGCAGCUGCAGUGACCCUGAAGAUGAAGAACUUUUACUGUCCAUUAGCUCAGGUGGAUCAGACAUUGAGGUAAACACCGCAGCUGGGGUUAAUAAACACUCUCAAAAGCAAGACAACACUGAGUCUGAGAGCAGAACAUCUAACCCACUGACCUGCACAGAGUAUCUUGAAGAAACAGCUCUCAUCAGUGAGAGUAAGUUGAGUGUUAAUAAAGCAGCAGCCGUGGAGGAGAAUGGUGAAUGGACAUCAACUCAAACGAAGGACAUACAAAAGAUCCCACUGAAGACACAUACUCUCUCCAUGCUCCUUUGCUCAUCAAGCCACAGCUCUCCAUCACUAUUCAGCAACAACCUUAAAAACAUCAACUCACACAGGAGAAGGAUUAACAGUGAGGGGUGUGGUCAUGAGUUGACAAUAAGGAAAUCAGCAUCUGUGAUUGUCCCUGCACCUCUGGAUUAUUCGGCGGAGUCAUGGAGCGCUGUUGUUGGGUUUGAAUUCUCAAGCACACUUGACCGAAAAACUGUGAAGAGACAGGAAGUGAUAUAUGAGUUCAUGCAGACGGAGUUUCAUCACGUUCAGACCCUUACAGUGAUGACUGAUGUUUUGAGAAGAGGUUUAUUGAAGGAGGUGCAACUGGAACAGGAUGUGAUUGGUCAGAUUUUCCCAUGUUUAGAUGAUCUCAUAACUCUACACAGAAACUUCCUGAAAGAGAUGGAGACCAGAAGACACAUCUCAUCACACCUGAGCAACCACAAGAACUUCAUCGUCCACAGGAUCGGAGAUAUACUGCUACAGCAGUUCUCAGGUCCAUCUGCAGGUAACAUGAUGUCUCUGUAUGGGGAUUUCUGCAGUAAGCAAUCUGAAGCACUAAAGAUUUAUAAACAUCUUCAACAGAGCAACAGGAAACUACAACUAUUCCUCAAACAGCAGAGCAGUAAUUCGAUUAUAAAACGCAGAGAAAUCCCUGAAUUUCUGCUGCUGGUUACACAGAGAAUAACAAAAUACCCUGUCCUACUGGAGAGACUACUGCAGCUCACCGAUGGGGGAGGAGUCGAGCAUGAUGAUGUCAUGGCGGCACUGGAGGGGGUGCGGUGUGUGUUGUCAGGUGUUGAACUGCAUGUGGAGAAAAUCCAGCGUGCACGGGAACUUGAUGAUGUCAUCAACCAUCUUGAUAACAAGAGCUUCACUCGCCUGAAGAGUGGCGAGAUCUACAGCAAACACACUUUUACACACACAUCACACACACUCAUACAUUCUGCUACGAUCACUUGCAGGACUACAUCAGGCAGACUAAAAGAUGUUUUCGCACUUCUUCUCUCUGAUGUUCUGGUUUUCCUUCAGGAGAAAGAGCAGAAGUUUGCAUUUGCUGCUUUGGAACAAAAGCCUUCUGUUGUUCCUCUGCGUGCUUUGAUCCUGAGAGAAAUAGCCAAUCAGGAUCGAGGAUUGUUUCUGAUCAGCAGUGAUGCAGCAGAGCCAGAAAUGUAUGAGAUCCACACACAGACUCGUGAAGAGAGAGACAGAUGGAUCACACUGCUGCAACACACCAUGGACAGUUUGCCUGAUAAUAAACUGAUGACUAAUGAAGAGCUGAAAUGCAGAAACAUAAACACACUGCAAGAGGAUCUGUUAUCUCUAGAUGUGCAGAUGUACACAGUUUUGGAGGAGAAACUCAGGCUGUGUGUUGGGAAUUUUACUUGCCAGCAACUGCUCAUACAAACCCACACACACACACCGAAUGGAGAGGAAUUACUGACUGCUGCACAGGAAGAGGUAGUAAGUCUGAUGAUGUGUAUGAUGUCACUGCUCUUUGGUUAUCAAGAUUCUUCUCAGCAUGAUAAACUAGAACUGAGCAAAAAACGUCUAAAACUAAGGGAACCUUUUAUACUAAAGGUGGGAGACUGUGUGCAGAGCUUAAUUCAGCUAUUGUACAGUCUGCAGGCUGCAGUUAUGAUGCAGGACAGUGUAUAUGAAGUUCAGAAACUGCUGAUCCUGGAGAAACAAUCUCUGCACCCUGAAGAGAAGUGUGUUCAGGUUGAUGAUGGGAGUAAAUGCUAUUCAAAUGUGGAGCAGAGAGACAUCGGUCAGUCUGAAGAAAUGGACAGGAUGAAAAGAGAGAAGGAUAAACUAAAGGUGAUGCUACAGCAGUGGGCGGAGAAAGCUCAGGCUCUAAAAGAGGAGGAGGCAGAUAUCGAGAGAGAAAGAAGGUGGAUCCAGCAAGAGGAAAGACGAAUACGGAAGGAGAGGGAGAGAAUGGAGAGGAAACUUCACCUCUCACAGCUAAAUUCAACCAAUCACCAACACAGUCUGUCUAUCAUCCCACUGGACAAAUAAGUGUGUGUGUGUGUGUGUGUGUGUGUGUGUGUGUGUGUGUGUGUGUGUGUGUGUGUGUGUGUGUGUGUGUGUGUGUGUUUUCACACUUAAGACCUACUAGCAAUAACCUCAUCCCUCAUCAUAAAGGCUCACCUAUUACUAGUUGGACAAUAGUGAGGGGUGAGGGUUAAGUAUAUUGUGUAGUGUAUUGUGCGGGUGUAGUAAAGUAUAGUGUAUUGUGUGUAUUUAGUGAGGUGUAGUGUGUGUGUGUGUGUGUGUGUGUGUGUGUGUGUGUGUGUGUGUGUGUGUGUGUGUGUGUGUGUGUAGUAAGGUUUAGUGUCUGUAUGUAGUGUAGUGUAGUGUUUGUAUGCAGUUGGGUGUAGUGUAGUGUAGUGUUUGUAUGCAUUGAGGUUUAGUGUCUGGGUGUAGUGAGGUUUAGGGUUUGUAUGUAGAAAGGUUUAGUGUGUGUAUGUAGUAAGGUUGUUGUGUCUGUAUGUAGUGAGUAUGUAGUGUAGUGUGUGUGUGUGUUUGUAGUAAGAUUUAGUGUGUGUGUGUUAGUGUG
Messenger RNA from Silurus meridionalis, 3908 nucleotides. Its product is annotated as rho guanine nucleotide exchange factor 28-like. Gene Ontology annotation, biological process: cell morphogenesis; regulation of Rho protein signal transduction; positive regulation of neuron differentiation. Gene Ontology annotation, molecular function: guanyl-nucleotide exchange factor activity; microtubule binding. Lineage: Eukaryota; Metazoa; Chordata; Actinopteri; Siluriformes; Siluridae. The coding region runs from base 101 to 3367 and encodes 1088 amino acids. The record is from RefSeq and is a predicted model, not a curated record. Gene Ontology annotation, cellular component: cytoskeleton; ruffle membrane. The transcript has 29 exons.